GUGGGGCCAGUCAGCCGGCGAGCGGCUCCGGCUCCGGCUCCGCUCCGCUCCACGCCGCGCCGGCCCGACUCUCCACGGCCGCCGCCGCCGCGCCUCCUCACAGCGUCCUCGGCCACCCGCCCGCGCCGCCCGCCCGGGGUCGCCCGCCGCCCCUCCCCCGCCCGCCCCGGCCCUCGCCGGCCGCUGCUCCCCGGCGGAGGCAAGAGGUGGCUGGGGGGGACCAUGGCUGACGUUUUCCCGGCCAACGACUCCACGGCGUCUCAGGACGUGGCCAACCGCUUCGCCCGCAAAGGGGCGCUGAGACAGAAGAACGUGCACGAGGUGAAGGACCACAAAUUCAUCGCCCGCUUCUUCAAGCAGCCCACCUUCUGCAGCCACUGCACCGACUUCAUCUGGGGGUUUGGGAAACAAGGCUUCCAGUGCCAAGUUUGCUGUUUUGUGGUUCACAAGAGGUGCCAUGAAUUUGUUACUUUUUCCUGUCCAGGUGCGGACAAGGGACCUGACACCGAUGACCCCAGGAGCAAGCACAAAUUCAAAAUCCACACUUAUGGAAGCCCUACCUUCUGUGAUCACUGUGGGUCACUGCUGUAUGGACUUAUCCAUCAAGGAAUGAAAUGUGACACCUGCGACAUGAAUGUUCAUAAGCAGUGCGUGAUAAACGUCCCCAGCCUCUGUGGGAUGGAUCACACUGAGAAGCGGGGGCGGAUUUACCUGAAGGCUGAGGUCGCUGAUGAAAAGCUCCAUGUCACAGUACGAGAUGCAAAAAAUCUAAUCCCUAUGGAUCCAAAUGGACUUUCAGAUCCUUAUGUGAAGCUGAAACUUAUUCCUGAUCCCAAGAAUGAAAGCAAACAGAAAACCAAAACCAUUCGCUCCACGCUAAACCCCCAGUGGAAUGAAUCCUUUACGUUCAAAUUAAAACCUUCAGACAAAGACCGUCGACUGUCUGUAGAAAUCUGGGACUGGGAUCGAACAACAAGGAAUGACUUCAUGGGAUCGCUUUCUUUUGGAGUUUCAGAGCUAAUGAAGAUGCCAGCCAGUGGGUGGUACAAGUUGCUUAACCAAGAGGAAGGUGAGUACUACAAUGUACCCAUUCCAGAAGGGGACGAAGAAGGAAACAUGGAGCUCAGGCAGAAAUUCGAGAAAGCCAAGCUUGGCCCUGCUGGUAACAAAGUAAUCAGCCCUUCUGAAGACAGGAGACCACCUUCCAACAACCUUGACAGAGUGAAACUCACCGACUUCAAUUUCCUCAUGGUGCUGGGGAAAGGGAGUUUUGGAAAGGUGAUGCUUGCUGACAGGAAGGGGACAGAGGAGCUGUAUGCAAUCAAAAUCCUGAAGAAGGAUGUGGUGAUUCAGGAUGAUGACGUGGAGUGCACCAUGGUGGAAAAGCGAGUCUUGGCUCUGCUGGACAAGCCUCCAUUCCUGACACAGCUGCACUCCUGCUUCCAGACAGUGGACCGGCUGUACUUCGUCAUGGAGUACGUCAAUGGUGGGGACCUCAUGUACCAUAUUCAGCAAGUAGGAAAAUUUAAGGAACCACAAGCAGUAUUCUAUGCAGCAGAGAUUUCCAUUGGAUUGUUCUUUCUUCAUAAAAGAGGAAUCAUUUAUAGGGAUCUGAAGUUAGAUAAUGUCAUGCUGGAUUCAGAAGGACAUAUCAAAAUUGCUGACUUUGGGAUGUGCAAGGAGCACAUGAUGGAUGGAGUCACGACCAGGACCUUCUGUGGGACUCCAGAUUAUAUUGCCCCAGAGAUAAUCGCUUAUCAGCCGUAUGGAAAAUCUGUGGACUGGUGGGCCUAUGGUGUCCUCUUGUAUGAAAUGCUAGCUGGGCAGCCUCCAUUUGAUGGUGAAGAUGAAGACGAAUUGUUUCAGUCUAUAAUGGAGCACAACGUUUCCUAUCCAAAAUCUUUGUCCAAGGAGGCUGUUUCCAUCUGCAAAGGACUGAUGACCAAACACCCAGCCAAGCGGCUGGGCUGUGGGCCCGAAGGAGAGAGAGAUGUGAGAGAACACGCCUUCUUCCGGAGGAUCGACUGGGAAAAACUGGAGAACAGGGAGAUCCAGCCACCGUUCAAGCCCAAAGUGACUAUCUGUACCAAAAUGCACUGGCUUCAGUGGGCAUCCAGGUCUUCGUGUGGCAAAGGAGCAGAAAACUUCGACAAGUUCUUCACACGAGGGCAACCUGUCUUAACACCGCCUGAUCAACUGGUCAUCGCUAACAUAGACCAGUCUGAUUUUGAAGGGUUCUCGUAUGUCAACCCCCAGUUUGUGCACCCCAUCUUACAGAGCGCAGUAUGAAACUCAUCGAGAACAAACUCCUCCCCAGCCUGCCCCUGGCAGUGGGAAAUGAUCCCCAACCCUCCAAUUCUAAGGCCACAGCCUUAUGUCUCGUCUCGUUCCACAUGGAGGCCUGAAAACCGUAGGGAUAUUAGUCCAAAUGUGAUCAGCUGUUCAGGGUCUCUCUCUUACAACCAAGAACAUUAUCUUAGAGGAAGAUGACAUAAUGUACAGUGUCCAGUUUAAUUAUGUAGAAGUUACAUCUGGCUGUAGGUUAACCCUUCCUAGAAAGCAAACAGACUCUUGCCCCCUUUUUGGUACGAUUUGAUAUGUUUUCCAUACCCUCUGUCUGUGGAUUCUCACCGUCAGGAUCCCCCAACCAGAGAGAGAUGUUAAAGUGAACCUACCCAGCCCAGUGGGCCAGAAGCAUCUCCAUCCAAGACGUCUUUGGAAUGAAAGAACAGGGAGCCCAGAGAGUUGCAAGGAGGGACUGGGAGUGGGGGAGGCAUGGAAACACCCUCUACUUCUGUUCUCUGCCUCAAUGGAAAUGGUCCCUAGGGUCAGAGAGGCCAGGAUGAACCUAAUCACUGUCCCUAAGCACUGACACAUCAUAACCCAAUCACAGUCCAGCGGUUACCAGUUUUAAAAAGAAAGGAAACCUCAGACGAGUGUUGGGUGGAUCUGUCAUCUGGUACCCUACUUGGUUGAUAACUGUCUUGACACCUGCAUUCUUUUUAAGAGGCCAAAUCGUCUAAGGACUUUGCUGCAUAAGCACAUGAGAUCAUUUCAGAUCGAGGAUAACCAGUGUUGUGUGUUCAUUUUGAUCUCCGGGAGAUUACUCUUUGAUCCAGGGUGCCAUCUGUAAUCAUGCCACUACUCACAAGUGUGUUAGCCAACACCCCCCACCCCCCCGCAACACCAAUAUUUUGCUACUUAUGUUGUUACCCUUCCCAAGAAGCUGAAGUUUUUGCCCUGACCCCUUUUGUACUUAUUUAUUUAAUAGGCUGCAGUGUCGUUUAUGAAAGUACGAUGUACAGUGACUUAAUCAACAUGUUGGCUCUAGCAUCAGUCCCUGUUGACUGAUUUUCCUCCCUUCUCUAGCCCUUGACGUUAGGGAUGAAAACCAAUAUGGUUUUGGUUCCCAUUUCCAGUUCAUGUUGAAUGACACUCCCAGAGCUGCAGAAUCAGGAAACCUGGGUACAUAUCAGCUCAAAGAUGUUUUAUUGCUAGAAGGAUUUUAAUAUGUUUUGCAAAUGCAUCAUGCAAUGAAUUUUGCAUGCCUAUAACAAACCUUAAUAACAAGUGAAUCUACAUUAUUGACAUAAUCAUAUCAAGUAUAAAGAGAGUAUUAUAAAAAUUUUAUAAGACACAAUUGUGCUAUAUUUGUGAAGGUUCUUGUUUCUAAUCUGCUUUUAUGAUUAAGUUUGAGCUUAAUCCUUCGCUGCUGUGCUUUCUCUGCCCAUCCCCCAUCCCCGCACAUGGGCACUAUACCAGAUAUAUUAAUUUUUUAAUGUAGAUCUAAUUUCAAAAAUGAAUGGUUACUUUACAUGAUCAGUUAGGCUCUUACUAUAUAUGUAUAUGUGUAUUUGAUUCUACUUCUGUUUGUGGGAUUAUGUUCGAGACGAGACUCUCUCUUAGCUCCUUAAUGCCAUCUUCUGUUCGGUUCCCCUGCCUCUCUUGGUGACAAUGGGAAGUGUCUCAUUCCAGUAUACCUAUAUAUUUGUGCACCUGUGGCAUUGUCACAGCACCCGGACUGAACGCUGUGUGUUUGUGUUUGUUUUAUUCCUUUCAACCUUGUGACUGCUGGGGCCCCAGGGGUGGGAGGGACAGGAAGACUCCCUUCUUGCCAUGUGUACCUGGACACACGGGAAGCAUGGGAUCCCUCCUGCUGCCCUGGGAACCACCCACUGUCUGCUCCAGCAUGUACAAACCUCACAAGACAGACCGUGUAUGAGCCCUGAGCACAGUCAUCCCUGCAGGUACCAGCAGACUCUUUCUAGAGGCUGCAGAUUUUCUUCCAGCUGUUGCUAGGAUUGGCCUUUCCAGUCUCUUGAUUUCCAUUCUGCACCUCUCUGGUGAGAUGCCCUCACAUUGCAAGGCUCCCAGAGGAGCCAGGCUUCUGCAACAUCAAGAAGAAGUCGAAGUGAAAGUAGCUCUCAGUCCUUGCAGAGAGCUGCUCUGUUUCCUCCCCAGAGCACCUACCAGCUAAGCACUCCUUAUUUCCACUGUCCAGCUGCUUGCCUGAAGUUCAUGUGGCAUAUGACCACUGAAGGGUCUUUGAGGUGGAAGGCCCAGCUCGUCCUGGAAACCCCUGCUUGGAGGGAGAGAGGGAGCAGGGAAUGGGCCAGACCAGCAAAGAGAAAUUUCCGCUGCCAUCUUUACUGGACUAUAGACUUGAAAACUCAGAAAGGGCCCUGCUCAUCUAUCCCUUCAGUCCUGCUGCUCGGUGCACAUGCUGAGGACAGGUCCUCACCAGGGACACCUCAUUUGGCCUGAUGGAAAAGGGACCAGUUUAUGUAGGAGCUUAGGAGGCAAAAGGGCCAGCCUGCUGCCCCAGACUGGAGCGGCAGCAGGACUAAUCCCCAGCCAGGCCCCAGGAGGUGAGGAAGGUUCCACAGAGGAACACUUGGGGCCAUUCACUCCAGUGCCCCGAACUGCCUACUGGUUGUAAACAGGCAGCAGGCUCCGGCUGCCCUCCAACAGCCAACACUCACUCAUAUUUCUCCAGAAAACAUAUUCAAUGUCUCAGCUGGCUCAUAUUCUUUCAGAUUGUGUGGCAAAGUUUUCAAAGAAAAUGCCCUGACUCUGGGGCCAGCACUCUGCCUGAGGGACAGCAGGCUCUAGGGGAAAACAGUAAAAAUCAGGCCCCGUGGCGUGUUACCAUGAUGAGCCUGCUUUACACAUUGCUGAGUAUGGAAUUCAGAUAAAGGUUAAUGCUUUAAAGAUCUGAGCAGCCCCAGACAGUUAUUGCUGAAAGACUAACUCCUGUGAAUAAGCAUUAACAACUGCUGCCUGCAGAAUUGACAUAGAAAAUUCUGCGUCCUUGUCGCUCAUCAUGGAUGUUGUGUGACAUGAAAUGGCAGAGAACAGGCGGCUUUAACUGCAGCAACCAAGUUGUAGGCUGGCCCCGAAAAGUCAAGUCCCUGGAGGACUGAGGACUGUUUAGGAAGACCUGCCCCGGAGCACUGCUGGUCUUGCCAGGGCCUGUGGAGGUCCCCCCCCCACCCCCCCGCAGAAUUUAGCACAAUACAGCUCUCCGCAGGACCUCCAGGCUGUGAGCACAAAAGGCCAUUCAGAUUACUUUGCAUUAUUUUCCCUCGGAAGGUGGCUGCUGCUUGUGGCAGAAACUUCCCCCUGAGGCUGCAGGCCAGUGGUUGGCUGCCCUCCUCUUGGCACCUUGUCAAAAGUCACCAGGUGCUUGGUUUGAUUGGAAGUAGCUGGACCCUGCUGCCAGGUGCAGCCCUCAGAGGUUAAAGGGAGACUCCCACCCAGGCAGGAACUAACUCAGAGGUAGACAUGAAACCCCAGGAUCCGAAAUGAUUGCUCUUCAACACGCCCACUUCUCUUUUAUCCCCAUGGCCUAGUAUGAGUUAAUGCAGAAUCACUGUCUGUCCUAGGCUUUCUUAUUAGGAAUUUUGGCAGAAAAUUGGGGGUCGAGAGCUCUUUGGAAACUUGGCCUGAAAUAGUUGGUUGAAAGGUUAUGAAAAACCAAGAUUAAUGCAACCCAGCAAACAAUUGUGGGGCACUUCUCUGAGCUAAAGUCCUUAGAAGAGUGUGGUGACUUGCUGGAAGGAGGGUGCAGACCCCAAGAGAGCCACCCAGAUACUUGCAACAGGCAGGAGAGGAAGGUGCUGCUAUUUGCGAUGGCUUUCCAUCGGAGGUUGUUGGUGCAGAUGGAAGUCACUGUGCUGGUUCUCAGGAGUGUUUUUUGUCAGGGACAUAGUCCGCUCCUCCUCAGAAAACACCUCCCAAAUGCCAGCAACAUCCUUCUGGCAUCCAGCUGCUAGAAGCCUCCUUCCUCACUCUACCUUGAAAUGGCUGGCAGUUCUCUGGGCAGAGCCAGACCAUCCCGUGGACCCUGGAAGCCAGUAGGUUUCCACCCGCCCAUUUUCCUCUGUGGCUUCCUGCGAAGAAUUAUAACAGCUAAGGACAGACAAAGAUGUUUCGAAAACAACACAGCAGUUCCCCCGUGGUUCCACUUAGCAAGAGAAAUUCGAGGGCUUUUUGCUGGGAUUUUUCUUCUCAGUCCUGAAGAGGGGGAAGAAGUGAGAAACAGGUUUUUAAAAGCCCCAGGAAGGCGACACCAUCUGACAGUCAUUUUCUCACUUUGGUCUUGUGAAGUCUCCUGGUUCUUGUGUAUACAUAGCACACCAUUUCCUGUUUAUAACCCAGCAAGGGUAGGAGCGCCUGGUCCCCACUGAGCACAUGAUCACGAAAGGGACACUGAGCCAGGGGCCCGAAAGGGUGAUGGCCAUGAGAGUUACAGGGAUAGUGACAGGCUUGACAGUUACAAGGAAGGAAAAGGGCACUGCACACUGAUUUGACAAGGAUUGCAGGGAAAUAUUUUUAAAAACCAUUUUCCUUGAGCUGCAUGGGCUACAUUUUAUGAAAUAUACUGGAUAGUCAACAUGCCUGUCAUUUCCCAUUUGGGCUGAUGCAGCAAAUCUAGGGAAUGCUGUUGUAUUUCUGCUGUUAGAAGAUCCAAAAAACUGGGAAAGGUUACCUGAACUAGUCAUGGAUGAAGGCAGUCAUUUAUAAGUGGUGUCAACCACAAUUGGUUAAUUCCAUAAAGUCAGGGACUCUUUGGGAGGGUUAAAAGCGUGAAUGACUGUGACCCCUGUGCCUCUUGUCUGUAUGAUCAGGUGUCAGUUAAUAACCAUGUAGGUCAGUUGAUAACUCAGUAAUCAAACAGCCUUACAAUGACCCUACACUAAAGCCCACAAGUUCCAAAGACUUUUUUUAACCUUAAGGAAGAAAUUAAUUUGGUAAUUCCAGUAGAACUGAAUAUACUGGGCUAUUUGUACUUUUUUUAUAGAGAACUUUAGUAACACAAUUCUUCUUUAAGAAUGAAUUUUUAAAAUAAAGCUACUGACAAUUUCCUAAGAUUCCAAUCACAUGAAGCCUAUAGGAGGACUCUGCCUGAGUCAGCUAGAGCACCCCAGACCUGCAUUCCCACUGCAGGAUUUUCCCAGGCCAGUGGGGUACGGAGUCCACAUCAGAAUGACUGCAAGUUCAAGGGCUGCAGCUUGUUGGCAGACCAGUGCUGUCUGUGUUUUCAGUAGACACGGGACAACUGCCUGAGGUCUAGGAACUCAAACCAUAGGGAAGAUGGCUUUAUUAACCCCCUUCCAGAUGCAGCCCAAGGAUAGCAUUCCCAGGGGUCUCUAGGACCCCUUUCCUCACUCUCUGAGGCACUGUGACCACCUUUUGGCAGGAGGAGGGGGUUGCUUCCUCAGCUCUGUCCCCAGUCCCCUCCAGCUCCCAGGUCUCUCACAUUUGGUGAAGAUUCAGAGAUGCCCUAUUAGGUAGGGUUUUGCCCACUGGGCAAUCAGAAAUACUUCAAUAUCCCGAGAAAUAAGAGGCAGCAGCAAGCGUGUCCACUGGCGUCUGCUUCACGGUGUGGCUUAUGUGAGUAGACAGAAGCCUACCUUUCAGAAAACAGGUAGCAAGUCCACUUCAUAUGAACCUUUUUUUUUUCUAAAGACAAAUGGCAGCUCUGCACUUUCUGAUUAAACAGCUGCUUCUCUGUCUCCCCUGCUUAACCUUAGCACUACCCGUUCCUGUGAUUGUUUGUAAAUUUUUGUUGAUAUUCUUCCUGAAAAAUGUGACUCUUUUCUUGGGGGGCUUAGUGGACUAUACAAAAUCUAUACAUGAAGGCAGUUACCAUUUUGAGUCUAAAGAUUUUCUAAAAAUUAGCCUCAUAUCCCUUCUGUUAAGAUCUUUCAGAAUAUCUUUUAUAGACGGUCAAAAACAUUUGAAAUCAUUGGUUUUUGCUACCUGAUUUUUGUGUGUGUGUGAAGGACAAGCCAUGUUUCAAUCAUCAAUGGAAAAUCAUCGUGUAAGACCCCAAAUUUGUAUGGAGAAAGAGAUGGAGUUUGAGGUUAUUUCCUUAGAUAAGCACCUACAGACAAAACGCAGGGGCCGUUCAACUGUCAGAUGACGUUUGGCUACAUAGCAGGAGAGAUGGAUGUAUAAAUUACUGCAUUGCUUUUCUCAAUUUGUAUAACCUCUAAUCUUUGUUUGCAUGAUAUGCUUUGUUAGACACAUCAAUUGUAGUUUGGAAGCAAGUGUGUAUGAAUAAAGACAGCGAUCAUUC
Molecule: messenger RNA, 8584 nt
Organism: Cynocephalus volans (Philippine flying lemur)
Lineage: Eukaryota; Metazoa; Chordata; Mammalia; Dermoptera; Cynocephalidae
Gene: PRKCA
Product: protein kinase C alpha
Exons: 18
Coding region: 223-2289 (688 amino acids)
Biological process (GO): intracellular signal transduction; peptidyl-serine phosphorylation
Molecular function (GO): diacylglycerol-dependent serine/threonine kinase activity; zinc ion binding; ATP binding
Source: RefSeq, a predicted model, not a curated record